Molecule: messenger RNA, 3315 nt
Organism: Rhododendron vialii
Lineage: Eukaryota; Viridiplantae; Streptophyta; Magnoliopsida; Ericales; Ericaceae
Product: disease resistance protein RPM1-like
Exons: 1
Coding region: 278-3079 (933 amino acids)
Biological process (GO): defense response to other organism
Molecular function (GO): ADP binding
Source: RefSeq, a predicted model, not a curated record
CAUUUUCCUAUUCUCUGUCUUACCAUUAAUAAGGGAAUCAACAUUACAUGUGCAAAGAAAUAGGGGACCAUUAAAAGGUCCAGUGGAGAAACUAAAAUAACAAAAGAAAGAUACAGAAGACUUUUCAGCAUAGACAGUCCCAUAACACUUGGACAAUAUUCAUAUAGCUAUCCAGUUCAGGGCUCACUUGAAUAAACUAAGAACAUACCGGUUUUCCCUCACCAUCCCCUUUCUCUUCAAAUCCAAAGCUACUCAGUAAACCACAAAAAAAAAAAAAAUGGCAGAGGCUGCUGUGUUGGGACUUCUAUCCAACUUCGCCCCCUAUCUCCAAGAAGAGUUCAACUUGUUGGGCGGAGUACGGGAAGACAUUGAAUACAUAAGAGCCGAAUUCGAGCGCAUGACCCAUUUCCUCAGAGUUGCUGAUGCUAUAGAAGAUAGAGACCCGAAAAUCAAAGUAUGGGUGAAGCAAGUUCGAGAAGCUGCAUAUGACACUGCUGAUGCUCUUGACAUGUACAUGCUUCGCCUCAGAUAUAGACAUCAUCGGAGCACCGGAUUCCGCACGUUCGUACAUAAGGUUUCUUUUUUUAUAAAGACUUUAAAAGCUCGCCACCAAAUUGCUUCUGAAGUGAAAGGAAUCAAGUCCAGAAUCAUCAAUAUUUCUGAGGGACAUCAGCGAUAUAGUGACGUGCAUGGCAAAAAAGAGCAAGGCUCAAGUUCUACUCAUUCAGACAUCGCAUGGUAUCAUUGUCGUGGCGAUGCCCUUCUACUCCAAGAAGCCGACCUUGUGGGCAUUGACAAUCCCAAAUCACACUUGAUUCAGUUGCUAGUGGAUGAGGAUCCUCAACUCAAGGUGCUUUCUAUAGCUGGAAUGGGCGGAUUGGGCAAAACCACCCUUACAAAAAAAGUCUAUGACGACGCAACAGUGAAGAGGCACUUUCAGAACCAUGCUUGGAUCACUGUUUCUGAAUCAUUCAAGGUCGAAGAGCUUUUAAAAGACAUGAUUCGAGUUCUCUUUGAAGAAGUCAGGCAACCAAUCCCACGAGGAGUGGACAGUAUGGAUACAAACAGCUUGAAAGGUAUAAUUAAUGCCUUUUUGCAGCAAAAGAGGUAUGUGCUUGUUUUUGAUGAUGUAUGGCAAAUUGAUGCAUGGCAAGUUUUAAAAAUCAUACUUCCUGAAUGCAAUUGCGGCAGUCGAGUAAUUUUGACAACAAGAAAUGUAGAUUUAGCAUCUUUUGCUAGUGAAGAAUAUCAUGGCAUGGUGUAUAAUCUCAAGCCCUUGCCUCCCAAAGAGUCAUGGGCCUUGUUUUGCUCAAAAACGUUCAAGGAGAAUUCUUGUCCUUCAUACUUGGAAGAUCUUUCUAAAAAAAUCUUGGGAAAAUGCGAAGGGUUACCACUUGCAAUAGUGGCAAUUUGUGGUCUGUUAUCAACAAAGGAGAAGAGUGCGGACGAGUGGGAGAGGAUUUACCGCGGCCUAGGUGCGGAACUAGAAGGAAAUGACAAACUCAUGAGCAUGAAAAAGAUAUUGUCCCUCAGUUAUUUUGAUUUGCCUUACUAUCUUAAGCUAUGUUUUUUGUACUUGAGUGUUUUUCCAGAAGAUUGUCUCAUUGAUCAUUCGAGGUUAAUUCGGUUGUGGGUGGCGGAAGGGUUUAUAGAAGUUAAAGAAGGAAUGACAAAAGAAGAAGUUGCUGAGGGCUACCUCAAUGAGCUUAUGAACAGAAGUUUAGUUCAAGUGUCAAAAGUCAAGGACCGGGGAAGGUUCAGAGCUUAUCGGAUCCAUGACCAUUGGCGUGAAAUGAUAAUUGCGAAGUCAAGAGAGCAAAACAUUGUCACAAUAGCAAGUGAAAGAGGUAGAGUGUGGCCUGAGAAAUUGAGACGCCUCUCGGUCCACCAUAAUUUGGAAGACAUUCAACAAAGCAUCUGUUUCACACGCCUUCGUUCUUUAUUCAUGUUCAGCACAACAAAUUCAUUGUCCAUGUUGUCAAAGGUUGCAUCCUUAGGCAAGGGUGUAAGACUACUUACGGUGUUAGACUUGAGAGGAGCACAAUUGGAAACAUUCCCGCAUGAAGUUGUGGACCUCCGUAAUCUUACUUAUCUAAGUUUGAGGGCGACCAAUGUAAAAAUGAUCCCGAAAUCGAUCGGAAAACUCAAGAAGCUAGAGACAUUGGAUCUGAAACAAACAAAUGUCACCGAAUUGCCUGAUGAGAUCCUGAAGCUCAAACAUCUUCGCCAUCUCUUGUUGUAUCGUUACGACACCGGCGAUUGUUAUUAUCCUUUUCACCUUAUAAUUGGCUUCAAAGCCCCGGCCGGAAUAGGAAGUUUGUUGUACUUGCAGAAACUAUGUGCUAUUGAAGCAAAUCGAGGGAGUAAUAGUGGCAUUGUGCUAAGAGAGGUGGGGAAGCUAACUCAAUUGAGGAGAUUGGUCAUUGUAAAGCUACAGAAGGAAGAUGGGACGGUGCUAUGUUCAUCCCUUGAGAGGCUAGACAACCUUCGCUCAUUGGAAGUUUGUGCAAUAGAAGAAGAUGAGAUCAUUGAUUUAGAUUCUUUGACUUUGCCACCCCGACUUCUUCUUCGAGGACUCUAUCUAAGAGGACGUUUGGAGAAGAUACCGCAUUGGAUACCAUCUCUUCACAACCUGAAAAGAUUAUUCUUAGGGUGGAGUAAGUUAAGAGAUGUUGAUCCACUGCAUUCCCUUCAAGAUUUGCCCAAUUUGCUUUGUCUUGAACUUAGCACGGCAUAUGAAGGAGAUGGAUUGUUUUUCAAGGCCGGUGGAUUUCAAAAGCUUAAAAUAUUGUUGUUGAUUCGCUUAGUAGGAUUGAAACGGGUGAGAGUGGAGUCUAGUUCGAUGCCUCUUCUUGAAAAGCUCAUUCUUCGAGACUGUAAAUUGAUGAUGGAGUUGCCCUCGGGUGUUGAACAUCUGGCCAAUCUUAAAGAUCUUGAAUUGAAUGAUAUGUCGGAAACAUUAAUUUCGAGGUUGAAUAGAGACUUACAAGGUGGAGACUAUUGGAAAAUUGCACACGUCCCUAAGGUUUUCAUUGGGAGGGCCUCCAACUCUGGUUACUUCAUCCGUCGUUAUCUAUGAUACAGUAGAAUGGGUGGGGAUGAGGAUCUUCGAAAUUGGGUCAUCCCCGUUAUUGAUGUGCCCUUUUUUCCUCAUAUUUUUUUGUCGUUUGUUAGAGCUUGAAAACUUGUUUGUGUAAUCAUGUUGUCAAUUGUAGAUAUUUCUUAUGCGUACUUUUUUUUGUCUUGAAUUGAUUGCUUUAUCGUGAACCUAAUAUUUGAUGUAAUAAUAAGCUUGGCAGAAUUUAGAACUUCAAA